AUGAUCUUUUCUCGUUUAUUACCUCUUGCAAUUGUUGCUGUCUCUCAAGUAGCUUGCGUUUCUGUUCAUAGUUGGUGGAGCGUGCCUAGUGGAUUUGGCAACAUCAAAGAGCUUGUGUCUUCUAUCCGUGUACCUAAAGGCUCUGACCCUGUCAACACCUACUGGAUGGCAAAUGGUUUCACUGGAGGCUACAUGGGAUUUCAACAUAACUCAGGUACAGAGCGUCGCAUUUUGUUCUCUGUUUGGGAUGAUGGUAAAGGCAGCACUGUAGAUGUUUUGAAGAAGGGCGAUGGUGUCAUCGCUAAAGGCUUUGGCGGCGAAGGCACUGGUUCACAAUCAUACAAGGUAUACAACUGGAAGGCUCAAGACACUGUAUACUUCAAGGUAGCAUCUGAUGUUAAUGAGGAUACGAACGAAACCACGUUAUCUGGCUACUACAGUACAGAUGGCGGUAAAAAUUGGAACCUGAUGGCUACUUUCUUGGCUCAUAAGCAAAAGAUCUACCUCUCUAGUCCAUACAGCUUUUUGGAAAACUUUGGUAGUGAUCAAUCCACAUUGAAGGAAGGCUUUUACGGAAACCAAACCAUUACUAGCACUAGUGGCAAAGUAGCUCAUAUCAGCAAGUUCUCCUUCACUCACACCACACCUGUGCGCAAUGGCGAACUGUAUGAACAAAAGCAAAGCUUAGGCCCUUCAAAUGAAGUCUACAUGAGAAUUGAUGGCAGUAAGAAUCAAGGCAUUUAUAACCCACCCUCCAAUCCCAAAUAA
Molecule: messenger RNA, 768 nt
Organism: Mucor velutinosus
Lineage: Eukaryota; Fungi; Mucoromycota; Mucoromycetes; Mucorales; Mucoraceae
Gene: SNZ1
Product: Pyridoxal 5'-phosphate synthase subunit snz1
Exons: 1
Coding region: 1-768 (255 amino acids)
Source: RefSeq, a predicted model, not a curated record